GAGACCAACAGCAGGGCGAAGUGCGGACAAAGUUCAAUCUUGAGAUUAUCAAAGCACCAUUUCAGCUGUUUUUACUGAUUUCUGAUGCUCUGACAACAACUGGGGAUCAGUUUUGAACACUUUGGUGCGUGACACCCACAGGCAUCAGGGCCAUUAAAUAAAAGCAUUUAACAAACUGAAUGUAACAGUGCAGACGUCUAGUUCCUGUUGAGUCUCUGCACUGCCUGAGAGAGAGACAUGGAUGCUUUUGAGGGGAUUCACAGCGUCCAGAUUUCCUCCUCUCCACCAUCUUCAGCAUCAGCCAGCCCAGGAUAUGAAGUCCUCAAAGCAGGGAGAUCUGGAAUAGCAGUAUAUUCCUCUGCUGUGUUUUUUGGGAAGCCUGAUGUCCUGGGACAGCCAGCUGCCAGACACAAGUGCAGCAGGGAACCUGAGGAGGAGGGCUGUGUUGUUGGACGGUUGGUAGACCUGGAUCCAGAGCCAAAGUCCAGAGUGGAGGGAGGAGGCCAGGCUGGGCCCACGUCAGGCAGAGACCAUGGCGACCUCUCCCGGCUUCGUAGCUCCUCACUGGAGAUCAGAGAGAAAGAAAUCCGAGAGAAGGGCUCGGAGAUCCUCAGGGAACAGCUGGAUGCUGCAAAGAGGGAACUGAAACUGAAGGACAAAGAGUGUGAGCGUCUGUCGCAGGUCAGGAAUCAGCUGGAGCAGGAGCUGGAGGAGCUCACUGCCAGUCUGUUUGAGGAAGCUCACAAGAUGGUGCAUGAAGCUAACGUCAAACAAGCAGCAGCGGAGAAACAACUGAAGGAGGCUCAGGGAAAGAUUGAUGUUCUGCAAGCAGAGGUGACUGCGCUCAAGACUCUGGUGUUGACAUCUACACCUUCUUCACCAAACCGCCAGCUGCAUCCACAGCUGCAGACUUCAGGAACCAGGGGAGCGUACAAACAUGUUGGGGGUCAUUCUCGCAAUAAGAGCGCAAGCGGUGGCUUUCCAUCCCCACCUGGAAAACCAGAACCCUCUUCAGUUUCCAUUCAGCCUGCAGCCAAAGAAGACCGAGAGCCUGCUGUUCCUGCUCUCCUCUCUCUGAUACUCUGCCUGGUUCCUGGCCAGUCUGUCAGUGCGACCUUUGACCGUUACUGGCAGGAGCGGGGGGAGGGGCUGGGCACUGACAGCAGACAGAUGGACUCUGUUCUGUACGCAGAGUUUUUGAUGUGGAAGGAGAACCCAAGUGUUGAGCGCUCCUCUGCCUUCCUGAGUCGCAUCUACAGAGAAGACAUCGGACCCUGCCUCUCCUUCACAAGAUCGGAGCUGUCGCAGCUGGUGCAGAGUGCAGUGGAAAACAACUCUUUGACUAUUGAGCCUGUGGCCAUGUCAGCGUUACCGAUGGUUAAAGCCUCAGCUAUUGAGUGUGGCGGCCCAAAUGGCUUUAGGGCAGCAAUAGAGACAAAAUGCGCGUUAAGUGGCAUGUCUCGCCUCUGCCGACAUCGCAUCAAACUCGGCGACAAGGGGAGCUACUAUUACAUCUCUCCUUCCAGCCGAGCACGGAUUACAGCUGUUUGCAAUUUUUUUACUUACAUCCGCUACAUUCAGCAGGGCCUGGUGAGACACGAUGCGGAGCAGAUGUUCUGGGAGGUGAUGCGUCUCCGCAGAGAGAUGACUGUGGCCAAGUUAGGUUUCUACCUCACUGACCAGGGCUAGAGGACCGGACAGCCCACUGAAACACUCGUCAGGACGGCACGAUCUCCGCACCUUGAUUAUUUAUGGUCAGGGUUAAACUGUGGUAACAAACAGAUCCUGGAUCUGUUUUUGUAGCAGAGGAGGUACAGCAGUAGCGCUGCAGCAGAGGUCGAUCAACAAGGGAAGCAGAAAAUGUUCCACUUUUAUGCAAUAAGACAAAACAUUCAACCAGCACAGCUACAAAGAAGUCAAAAUAA
Messenger RNA from Epinephelus fuscoguttatus (brown-marbled grouper), 1925 nucleotides. RefSeq names its product RAB3A interacting protein (rabin3)-like 1 (gene rab3il1). Gene Ontology annotation, cellular component: Golgi to plasma membrane transport vesicle. The coding region runs from base 238 to 1689 and encodes 483 amino acids. The record is from RefSeq and is a predicted model, not a curated record. NCBI's taxonomy places the organism in Eukaryota, Metazoa, Chordata, Actinopteri, Perciformes, Serranidae. Gene Ontology annotation, biological process: exocytosis. Gene Ontology annotation, molecular function: guanyl-nucleotide exchange factor activity. The transcript is spliced from 13 exons.